Messenger RNA from Orbicella faveolata, 3925 nucleotides. RefSeq names its product coronin-7-like. The record is from RefSeq and is a predicted model, not a curated record. Lineage: Eukaryota; Metazoa; Cnidaria; Anthozoa; Scleractinia; Merulinidae. Gene Ontology annotation, molecular function: protein binding.
GAAGUCGGAGAUUUCACGGGAUUUUUGCUCGUAUUGUAGUUUCUUGUAGAUGUCAACAUUGUUUGAAUGACUAUUUGGCUAUUGUGUUAAGAUGAAUCGCUUUCGGACUUCCAAGUACCGGAAUGCUGCUCCAAAGAUUCCCAAAAAGGAGGUAGGUUUCAAAGUGUUGCUCGAGUUUUCCUUCGCACUAGAUUUUGUGACUGACCUGGAUUUCUCGCCAUUUGAUGGGAGACUUCUUUCAACCUGUUCAUAUGACUGUGCGAUAAAAUUGUGGCAAAUUCCAGAGGAAGGAAUAAAGGAGCUGGUGUCAUCACCACUUUGUGUUCUACCACAACUACCUGGCCGUGUUGAAAAUGUCCUGUUCCAUCCUUCAGCAAGUGAGGUGCUGGGUAGUUCUUGUGGGAGAUCUGUAUCCAUAUGGGACCUACGGAAGCAACAACAAAAAUACAGUUUAGAAUGCCACCAAGAUUUGGUUCACAGUCUUUGCUGGAAAGGAGAUGGUUCUUUACUAGUCACAUCUAGUAAGGACAAAAAGAUCCGCAUCUUAGACCCUCGUAGUUCUUCUGUAGUUGUGGAAUGUGAUGGCUUUGAUGGAAUGAAAGAAUCCAGAGUAUUGUGGCUUGGAAACACAGACAAGAUUCUUGGUGUUGGUUUUAGUAAGUCACGUGCACGUGAAGUCAUUGUCUGGGAUGUGAAAGACAUGAGCAAGCCAGUACAGAGGCUAAGCCUUGACACAUCAUCUGGAAUACUGAUGCCAUUUUUUGAUCCAGACACCAACAUGUUGUUUUUAGCUGGGAAGGGCGAUUCAGUUAUUCAGUUUUUGGAAAUAUCUGACACUGCUGCAUCUUUUGUUACUCAAGUGUCGUCACAGGUUAUGGAAGAACAACACAAAGGGAUGUGCAGUGUUCCUAAACUUGCCCUGAAUGUUAUGGCAUGUGAAGUGGUGCGGCUUCUUCAAUUGACAAAAUCAUCUGUGGUGCCACUCAGUUACUGCGUACCUAGAAAGUCUCACAGAGAGUUUCAUGAAGACUUGUUCCCUGAUACUGUGGCAAGAGAAGCAUCCAUGACAGCUGAUGAGUGGUUCAGUGGAUCUAAUAAUCCUAUGAAGAAGGUUUCUCUUAAUCCAUCAAAGCAACAGGCACAACAAAAAACAGCACUUGAGAAACCACAAAAACCUACACUGAAGCCAAAACCUGCCAUAGAAGCUGAGAAAGCCAGUGCAUCACCAGAAAAGUCAGCAGCAGAGCCCAAAGAAAUGUCAACAGAUAUGACCUCCAAAGUAGUGGCACAGUCAACUCCAGCCAGUAAACCUGCAGCAGAAUCUCCUGUAAGACCAAGAAAGGCAUUCACUGGUGUGCGUUCGUCCAAGUUCAGACACCUCCAUGGCACUCCCAUGCACAAAAGCAAUAAUAUAGAGAAUGUACGAAACUUGAGCAUAUCUAUGCCGGGAGACUGUGAUGGAUUUCAAGUUAAUCAGGAGUUUGCUGCAUUCCCUUUAUCAGGACCUGGUGGGCAGAUAGCUGUAAUUCCUCUCAAUAAGCCUUGCCGACUGCCAGAUUCAGGGCUGCCUGUCAUUCAGUGUGGUAGUGGUGUCAUGGAUUAUGCAAUGGACCCUUUUAAUAAACAGCAACUGGCAACUGCCUGUGAGAGUGGUUUUAUCUAUAUAUGGGAAGUUCCUGAUGGUGGAUUAACAGACGUUAUCAAUAGUCCUUCUGUGGUUUUAAAAGGUCAUUAUGACAAACCAAACAUAGUCAAGUACCAUCCCACAGCAAGUGGUGUGCUGGCAUCCUCAGCGUUGGAUUUAACAGUUAAAAUAUGGGAUGUCAACAAAGCCAAGGCCUUAAUCACUUUAAAUGGACACAAUGAGCAGGUGUUCAGCUUGAAUUGGAAAGCUGAUGGAACAAAGCUGGCCACUGUGUCAAGAGACAACAAAGUCAGAAUAUUUGACCCAAGAUCACAAGUGUCUCCUCUAGAAACAGGCCCAGGCCCUGAAGGGAGUCGUGGUGCUCGUGUUGUGUGGGGUGGGCCGAGUGGGGACUGGUUAGUGGUUACAGGAUUUGGCAGAUCAAGUAACAGAACCAUCAGUGUGUAUGAUCAUCGUAAUCUGUCUGAAGUUUUGUCAACUGUGGAAAUCAAUGUGGCUCCAGCUACAUUGAUUCCUUUCUAUGAUGAAGACUCUUCUGUCAUCUUUCUCUCUGCUAAGGGUGAGACUACAAUUUUUGCCUAUGAAAUCAGUGACGAACCACCUCAUAUCUUUGAAUUGUCAAACUACAGGACAAAAGAACCUUAUCAGGCAGUGGCCUUCAUGCCAAAGACAGUAUGUAACAUAAAGGAAGUGGAGUUUGCUAGAGCUGUCAAACUGAACAAAACAUCUAUAGACUUGAUCAUGUUUCAGGUCCCUCGAGUGAAGACUGAGUAUUUUCAAGAUGACCUUUUCCCAGACACUAGAGUAUGGUGGGAGCCUGCAUUGACUAGUGAUCAGUGGUUUGCUGGUGAAAAUGGAACACAAAGAAACAUGUCACUUAGACCAGAUGGCAUGAAACCAUUGAGUGAAGUACCUAAGGAAGCUCCCAUUGCUAGGAAGUAUGACAGUCGACACGAGCUGGAGGAAGUUAAAUCUACUGAACAGAUGAAAGAGGAAUUAGUAAGCUCCAUGGUUGAGAAAUUACGGAAUUACGAUGAUGACCCUCUGCCCCAGGAUCUACAAGAAGGAGUGGAUGAUGACGAAUGGGAUGACUAAUGCACCAGGUCUUAUUAUUUACCAGCUUGGACAUGACACCAUUACAACAAUAAUUACAUUGUCUUCAAUUUUAAAUUUUCAUAAAAUUACGUGUAUAUAGUAGAUUUACGGAAACUUGCAACUCCAUCACAGAUUCAUUAAAUUUUAAGUAGAAAAUACUUAUUGAAAUGUCAAGGAGGUAUUGAGAAUAAACGGUUUGUAAUUUUAUCAUUAUUUUGGUUAUCAUUUUAAUGACCAUAAGUAUAAGGGUACGUGGCAAAUGGUUCCUAGAAAAUUGUGGGUCUUGGAAACUUUGGUCUUAUCAUGAAAUCUUAAACUCCUUGUUGAUGAGAUCAUAAGUCUAUUAUUUACAUGUUUCUCCCUGCCUCUGGCUAAUUCUCAGUUUGGGAUUUUCAAACAUGGAUCUUCAUUCCUGGUGUCCUUGUGAGUCUUGUAUUUUACCAUUUGUCACACCUUAAAUUUGAGAGAUUUUUACUUCGUCUUGUAGGUAAUAAGAUUUACAUUGUAUGAAUGAACUCAGUAGUUGAAAAAAUAAAUCAGCUUCAUUCAUUUAAGUGUCAGUUUAUGUAGCACUUCAUUGCCAAUGCAGAAAUUAUCACAGAUUUUGAAUUGAAUGUGAAUUAAAUUGAAUUGUCUGGUUUUUAUAGGUAAGGAAAUUAGGAAACUUACCAAAAACUCCUAACUCGACUGUAUUGCUGGCAGUUUUACCCAUGGUUGAUAGCAAAAUUACAUAGGGAUGAGGCAAAGGUUUUGUCAUCUUGUUACAGAACUGUCAGCUAGGCUAACCGACUUUGGUGUAACUCUUUACUUUGUUCAAUUUGUGGAUUACAAAAUUUAAUCUAGAUCAUCUGAGCCAUUAUUUUUGGACAUUUCAAUGAAAUUAUAAUCCAGACUUUUUGCUUUGGUCCCUGGAUUUGGAUUUGUGAUUAUGGAGUCUUGAAUGCAAAUUGACUGACCGUCUGCAGUGAGUAGGAAUUACAGAGUACAAUUAUAUAUUUUAAUAGAGAACUUACUAUCAUUCCCAAGGCUAAUUGCAUCACUGUAUUUAUUCAAAAAAACACCAGAGCCUAUGUACCUUUUUCGGCAUUUCUAAAGGCAGCAAAAAUAACUUGACAGAAACUACUUGUCACAGAAUGUGUUGGAAGAAAUUGUCUCUAAUUGCUAUUAAAAUUUCUGAAAAUAUCA